Actinia tenebrosa (Australian red waratah sea anemone) is the source of this 2034-nucleotide messenger RNA. RefSeq names its product DNA polymerase epsilon subunit 2-like. Gene Ontology annotation, cellular component: epsilon DNA polymerase complex. NCBI's taxonomy places the organism in Eukaryota, Metazoa, Cnidaria, Anthozoa, Actiniaria, Actiniidae. Gene Ontology annotation, biological process: error-prone translesion synthesis; DNA-templated DNA replication. Gene Ontology annotation, molecular function: DNA binding. The record is from RefSeq and is a predicted model, not a curated record.
AAUAUCUAAAGAAUGACAUAAACAUUAAAUGACUCACCCACCCUACCCUAGUCAAUGUACAUGAAAGGGCUUGAGUACGAAUCAAAUCAGACAUGCGUACAACGAUUAGUAUUUUCGCGCCAUUUUUGAUCGAGUGUUCCAAGAUGGCUGACCCUCUGAGGAAGAAAAUCCUGUCGAUAUUCAGAUUAAAUGGCCUCUCGCUGAAAAGUGAAGCUACAAAAUUCCUCAGGGAUGUCCUCUCUCCUUUAUCUGAACCUGAAGUAGAUGAAUGGUUGGAGAAAAUAGUGGAAACCGUUCAAAGUCAGCCUUUAGGUUCGUCACUGGUUGAUCGAGACACGAUUGAAACGGCGGUACAAGAAUGUAGUAAGGAUCCAUCAGAAGACAGCGAUAAAGCAUUCUGUAUCAUCGAUGCCUUCAGCACGCCGAAAUUCUCGUUCAGUGUGGAUAGGAAAAAGUUUUUCCCCGUAUCAGGCAAAGCAUCGCUUCAUCCUGUUACUGAUAUCAAAUCUAUGUUGUUCGCUGAACGAUACACUGUGAUACAGCAAAGGACCUCAAGACAUGAGUUAUUCUCCAACGUGGCCGAGUUAGAAGCAGUAAAACAGAAUCAGAACUCCGAAAGAUUUGAUUUAAAAACCGUGGAAUUCUUAAUCGGCAGUACAGGGUGUUUAAAACAAAUCAUUGUACUUGGAAUGUUGAGUCAAAUCAAAGAGGGCAAAUUUUACUUAGAGGACCCCACAGGGGCAGUGGAGUUGGACAUGAGCCAAGCAAAGUUCCAUACAGGACUCUAUACAGAAAGUUGUUUUGUUUUAGCCGAGGGUACAUAUGAUGAUGAUAUAUUUCAUGUUGCUGCCAUGGGGUUCCCACCUGCCGAGCCUAGUAAGAUUACAAGGAACCAGUUUGGAAGUAUUAACUUCUUUGGAGGGCCAUCCCAAACAUGUGCCAAAGCAUCCAGCAAGCUGAAAGAUAUGGAGAAAGAAAAUACUGAUGCUAUGUUUGUGAUUUUGUCUGAUGUAUUCCUUGAUCAACCAAGGGUCGUGGACAAGCUACGUACCAUGUUCACUGGGUAUUCUACAAUGCCCCCAUCCUUGUUCAUUCUCUGUGGGAAUUUUAAUUCCCAGCCUUAUGGGCCUAAGCAGUAUAAAGCAAUAAAAGAAUCAUUCCAAGCAUUUGCUAGUUUGGUGUCAGAAUUCCCAUCCUUACUUGAGUCAACUCGAUUCGUGUUUGUUCCUGGACCUCAAGAUCCUGGACCAGGAAAUAUCAUUCCAAGACCUCCCAUUCCAGAAAGCCUAGUUAAAGUUGUUACCGAGAAGAUUCCACUGGCCUCAUUCACGUCAAAUCCUUGCAGGAUACAAUACUGUACACAAGAGAUUAUAAUCUUCCGUGAAGACCUUAUAAACAAGAUGUGUCGCAAUGCAAUUCAUAUACCAACAGACCCUAAAGACAUUCCUAAUGAGUUACUCAAGACUAUUCUUGCUCAGGCCCACUUGUGUCCUCUACCACUUCAUACUAGACCUAUUUACUGGGGAUAUGACAGUUCCUUAAGGGCUUAUCCUGUGCCAGACUUGCUUGUUUUAGCUGAUAGACAUGAUCCUUAUACUUGUACAGCAUUAGACUGUUCAGCUACGAACCCAGGCUCAUUUUCCAAAAAUGAUUUUUCAUUCAAAGUGUACUGGCCUCCAACUAAUGAGGUAGAGGACUGUAAGAUCGCUGACUGAUAUACAUCACUAUUCUAUAUCAUAAGAAACAGAAUCUGAAUUCAUUUUGAGAUUUGAAAUUAGAAAUUUUAAACUAAUAAGGGUGAUAAUAAUAAUAAAUUUCAGGUCUUUAUAGUUUCAUAGUUAACAGAUUUUUCCAUGUCUGGUCUUCUAACACAAAUACCUUGGUGUGGGGACCCACAUGUAUGACUAUUAUGAAGGAUUUUUAGAAUGGAGUGUAUGAUAGUCAAAUGCAAAAAUAUAAGAUCACUGUAAAAAAAAAUUAUAGUUUGUAAAUAUAUAAUUAUUUUUGCGUAUUCCAAUAAACUGUUAAACUGUA